This is a messenger RNA of Oreochromis aureus, 4590 nucleotides long. Its product is annotated as phosphatase and actin regulator 1-like. Gene Ontology annotation, molecular function: actin binding. Gene Ontology annotation, biological process: stress fiber assembly; cell motility. The record is from RefSeq and is a predicted model, not a curated record. The transcript has 12 exons. The coding region runs from base 330 to 2123 and encodes 597 amino acids. NCBI's taxonomy places the organism in Eukaryota, Metazoa, Chordata, Actinopteri, Cichliformes, Cichlidae.
CGACUGCAGUCUACAGCUCUGGGAGUGAAAGGUAGUCACUGCCAUUCAGCCUCGGUUUUAUUAUUAGCUCUCUUGGAUUUGGCAGCAGGUUUUUUUCCCCCUCUCUCUUUCUCUCUCUCUCAGCAGCAGCGACUUCUGCGUUGCGCAACCAAGUAGGCUGCACAUUUUGGGAUCUCAGGUAAAGGUGCGGGAUUACCGAAGAGAGAAGCGACCAAAUACUUAGAAGCUGCUAUAGUAGGUCAGGUAGGACUCGAUCGAUGGCCCUUUAAUUUAAACCCACAACGUAGUAACGCCGCGCGUUUAAAGCAGCGCUCAGUUUUCGCUUCCCGAUGUUCAAGACGGCCAAUUACCCGAGUGUGGAUCCUGCGCCCACCAUCAUGCACGGCACUUGGUUUACCACGGGAUGCCGAGAAAACAUGCCCGUGGCGGUGGAGAAACCUAAGAAAAAGGCGUUCAGCUUGGUCAAAAUAAUGUCUCUGAACAACAAGAAGGGGCACGGCCAGCAUCCGCACAAUAACAACAACAACACCAUGCCUUUUACGAUCCACUGUCAUAUCGGGAAAGAGAUAAAGCACAUUUGCAGCAAUUGCAGCCGCGGAAACGACACGCAGGACGUGGAGGAAGUAGAGAGGCUUGCCGCCAUGCGCUCGGAGUCCUUGGUCUCUGGUACCCACACUCCACCCAUCCGUCGGCGGAGCAAGUUUGCAACUCUGGGGCGGCUCCUCAAGCCCUGGAAAUGGAGAAAGAAGAAGAGCGAGAAGUUCAAGCAGACAUCAGCUGCUUUGGAGAGGAAGAUGUCAAUGCGACAGAGCAGAGAUGAGCUUAUCAAGAGAGGAGUGCUGAAGGAGAUCUUUGAAAAAGCAACCGUUGAAUUCCGAUCCUCAAUGGAUGGCAGCGUCUGCACUCAGGAGCCCUCUAUGAAAUCGUCGAUGGUCUUGCCCACUAAGAAAUCUGUCGGCUAUCCAGGUGACCAUCAGGACAACCCUGCCAAACCACCGCUUUACCAUAAACAGCCUCCUGCUCUCCCCCCAAAGCCUUUCUCUAGGAUCCCAAACCACAGCACAGAUUCUUGCCAGCCAAUGAAGUUGCCCUGCAUGCCCGGGGGAAAGCACUCUCCACCUCUGCCACCCAAGAAAGUGAUGAUUUGCGUGCCUCCAGGGGGGCUGGACUCCUCCUCAUCCUCCCCUUCUCCAUCCCCCAACCCCCUCAACACUCUCCCACAAAAGUCUGCCCCUCCCCAGGGCAUGCCUUCCCUACAUGGCACCUUACUGCCCUCCCAGCUUGCCGGUCUAGCCGGUCUACACCAGAGCCACGGUCACCCGCUCCAGCUUCAGUACGGCAGCUUACACGCCCCCAGCCGGAUCAUCGAGGAGCUCAAUAAAACCCUGGCACUCUCCAUGCAGAGGUUUGAAAGCUCUGCUCUGCACGGCGGUGGUCAGUGUGCCCCCUUAGAAAGAAGAGAAGUGCCAUCUGUGAUCAUCGACUACGAGGAUGAUAAGGAGAACUUGCCUAAUGAAUCUGACUAUGAAGAUCUACCCAGCAUGUAUAAGGAUGAGGAUGAUGAUGUGGAUGACGAUGAAGACGACGAUGAAGAUGACGACUCAAUAUUUACAAGUACACUGGCUCAGAAGGUACUAAGAAAAGACUCUUUGGCCAUCAAGCUGAGUAACCGUCCAUCUAAGAGGGAACUGGAGGAGAAAAACAUCCUGCCCAUGCAGACAGAUGAAGAGAGACUGGAAUCUAGGCAGCAGAUAGGCACCAAACUCACAAGACGCUUGAGUCAGAGACCCACAGCUGAGGAGCUAGAGCAAAGGAACAUCCUCAAACCUCGCAAUGAGCAGGAGGAAAUGGAGGAGAAAAGGGAGAUAAAACGAAGGCUCACGCGAAAGCUGAGCCAGAGGCCCACUGUAGAGGAACUGAGACAGGCCAAAAUCCUCAUUCGAUUCAGUGACUAUGUGGAGGUGUCAGAUGCCCAGGACUACGACAGGCGGGCAGAUAAGCCCUGGACCCGGCUCACUGCAGCUGAUAAGGCAGCUAUAAGGAAGGAACUCAACGAUUUCAAGAGCAACGAGAUGGAAGUGCACGAAUCAAGUCGCCAUUUAACCAGGUUUCACAGACCAUAGUAGACCACCACUGUCUCGAGCAGUGCCCAACCGGCGCUCUCCUCCACUGAGAACCUUAAGUGCUGGACAGCAAAAUGGUGCCCGUUUCUACAAUAAGGCCAUGUCUUCUGAAAUGCCUUUUCAAGUCCCACACAACUGAGUCGGUACUACGCCACAAGACGCAGACACCCACUACUCCAUCCAUGUAGUAGCACACAAAGACUCCAGCCGAUUCACAUUGCCCCCGCCCCGUGUGGAAUUUGCUCGACUAUCUCUAAACCUCUCUGCUGAGCUCUCAGGCAGGCACUCAGUUCUGUGGCGAUUGGAUAGCAGACCAGUUUUUUCGUUUGAUUGGCACGCUUGUGUCAUCUACUGAGGGCAACUGUACCUUGGUAUGUCAAUAACACCAGUAGACUUGUCUCAGUGGACAUGUUUUUAUUCCUCUUCUUUAUUAUGCUGUCACACCAGACUCCUUUAGCCCUUACGGACAGCUUUUGUGCCAGGAUGCAGGGUUGAUUGUUCUGAGCUCAUUAUGUCAGCAGAAGCUCCAUCAUUACUACACCUGCUGGGACUUUGGAAACAGCUUAGAGAAACAGGAGGAAGGGCGGGAGGGAAGGAGGCGUCCAACAUUAAAAAUCAUGUGCAAUACGUUUUUUUUUCCUUCUGCUUUUCUUAGACUAUAGCACCCCCUGGAGUUUCCUCUAUGUCAUUACUAUGUAGUCCUGACUUCUUUCAUGCACUUCUCACUGUACCGAAAAUGCUGACAUUUAAUUGCUAACUGUGAAUUUAAGAGUUGGGCCUAACGCCUGUACUCUCUCUCUCUCUUUAAAUGUAUAUUUUGUUUAUACUGAAGAAGGUCAAAUUUAAAGAAGAAUCUCGUUUAACUACAUUUUAUUCAUGUCGGUCUUAUAAAUUUACUGUCAAAAUUGGCAGCUGGCGGAUAUUUUCUGGUUUCCAGUGUGUGCAAGAAUGACCUGUUUUGUAUUAUUUUGACAGUGUUAACUGUUUUUUUUGUUUUUUAUAGAGGCGCUCGGCUCAUAAACAAUUAAUUUACGUCUUUACAUGUCAGUGCUUUGAUGUGUGUGAUUUAUAUCAAGAGAUGACUCACCACAUUGUCUUUUUUCUUUUGCAGAAGUGUGUGAAAUGAUCUUUGCUCAUAACGUGCAUUGUAUUAUACACUUUACUUUUAUACUUGUGUCACCCAAGCUUUUGACAAAGCAAUACCCAGCGUUUAUAGAGAAAAGGUUAAACUGCAGGUGUACCCCCCCCACACACACAAACACACACACACACACACCAUUGUUUUUUACUGUGCGUACAUACUAUGCCUACACUUCAGGGUUUAAAGUUUUCUUUUAUACCUUACUUUUAAAAAAAGGAAAAAAAAGGCUUUAUUCUUGGGGGACUUUUUUCAGCAAUUUUCUUGACUGAGCCACCUGAAAAUCUGCCUCUUUGACAGCUUUACCGACACAUUCGGACAAGAUUUGAUGGAACUCUCAACGAAAAAGGACGCAUUCUCUAUUUCAAAAGAUUUGAGCACUGAUUUUAGUGUAUUCACUGAGUCAGCAUUUUUAAAUAUUUUUAUUCCUAAAUAUAGUUUGCACUGUUAAGAGUGUGGCUUUAAAGUGGCCGUUGUUUCAAGGUAAAGUCCAAAUGUGUAAAAUAUUGUUGGAUUUCUGAGGUGUAACCAGUGUGUCUCUCCACUUCAGUGGUCUUUGUUACCUGAUCACCGACCCUUCACCAGUAGUCCAGUGCUCACGAGCUUUAUGUGCACAGAAUAUUUUCAUUAUUUUCUACUGUAUUGCUUUUAAAGUUGCAAUAUGAAAUUGUCAGAUGAAGAAACAGUGGAGUUGAACGGCUGCCGCUCGCCUUUUACAAUACAUCUGUCUGCAAAUUAACAGGGUUUUCGCGGUGAUAGAUGACCUAAUGAAAUCAGGGAAUUGACGACAAAAAAAAGAAGUUUUGCACUGCAUGGUUUGAAUGUGAAUGGAUAGGGGUUUGCUGAAUUUCAGAUCAGAAUCAAUACACAAGUAUUUUUCUUGUCAACCCCCCUUCUUCUUCUUUUUUUUUUUUUUAAAUAUCAAAAUUUCAAUGGGUCAUCUAAUUGCAGACACUUUAAUAUAUGUGGUAUUUCGUGUUGGGAGCAGCUUCUGUAUAAUUCAGCCAUCUCAACAUGUUCUUUCAUUUUUUUAAGUCCAGAGGUUCAGUACAAGCAUAGUAGGAAUAGGGAGGAAUUUAUAUUAAAAAUAAACUCCAGUUCUCAUUUUCAGCUCUUUAGUAACAACCUGAGCCAACGGGCUGAGCAUGAGGUUUUUCCAUUUUGCUGGAAUCAAGGAACAUGAUGUCAGCAAUAAUCUGAUUCCUUUUACAUGUCUGUGGAGCAACUGAACAAAAACUGAAUGCAGUCCUCUUUUUUUCCCCCAUUUUUAAUCUACAGAAUACUAUGUAAAGGAUACAUCAUGCCAAUUAAACUCCAUUUCUGAAUGCA